AUUUCCCUCCAUCAGCACCAUGGACCAACAACAAGCUCCGACUCCCAAUCCCAGUACCGCUUCCACUGCCUCCGCAAGUUCACAGCCCGCAGAACCACCGAAGCACCCACCACAGCCACAACAGCAACAGCAGCAGCAGCAACCACUCUCCUCCACGAACGUAUCCCCUAUCACAAACCCUAACCCUCUAUCGAAGCCCUCGACUCCACUGAUCUCCCAACCUCAGCAACCUCAAUCAAUACAGUCACAGUCUCAACCCCGGCCACACUCUUUCCCUCGAACCUUGCCGCAACAACGACCUCACAUCCAGCAUUUCUCUUCCCCUCACUCGUCCCUCCCUUCUCCCUCUCCUUCCACGCCCACCCAACCCUCUCCGGCGAUUUCUGCACCGCUCAGUCAAAGAGGCGGCAUGGCCAUUGGUGUGCCAGCACAGCGCCCUGUCUCUUCUCCGCAGCCCGUACAACCGUUCUCUUCUAUUGGACAUCAGUAUGGCGGAUUGGCGAAUUCAAGCAGUUCGCAGGUUAGACCACCGGUGCAAGGAAUGGGGAUGAUGGGUUCACUUGGUUCAAGUUCACAAAUGCGGCCAGGUGCGAUCUCUGGGCAUCAUCAACAAAGACCAGUCCAAUCAUCUCUUCGAUCACCAUCAUCACCAAAUAAUCAGUCCACUGCUUCUCAAAAUUUCCAAGGACCUGGGUUUACAAGAGUCUCUACUGUCGGUUCUCCAGCAUCAAAUACGUUGCAAAAUGUGCCUUCCCUUAAUCAGCCGUGGUUGUCAGGACCACAGGGAAAGCCUCCGUUGCCAAACCAUUCGUAUAGAGCACCGGCAACUGCAACUUCCUUGCAGCAAAGGUCACAUAUCCCUCGGCAACACCAUCCCUCGCCAACAUCUUCUCAGCAACAUCAUGUGUCAUCUGGGCAGUCACAACAGCCUUUACCAUCAGGAACAUCACAUCAGCCUCAGGAGCAUUUUGUGCAACAAUUUCCAUCAUCAAGGGCUCCACAGUCCUCACCCCAUCAACAGCCAAUUGCAAGGGUACAGGGUUCAGGGAGUCAGAAGCCUUCCUCUCUUGCAGUACUACAGCCUAACACAAUCCAGGCAGGCAACCUGGCUCAGUCCAGAACGACUAGUGCCGAAAGUGAUGAAUCUGGUAGUCGGAUACUUAGCAAAAGAAGCAUUCACGAGCUGGUUAACCAGAUUGAUCCAUUGGAGAGGUUGGAUGCUGAAGUUGAAAACAUUCUUGUGGAUAUAGCAGACGACUUUGUUGAGUCUAUUACAACAUUUGGUUGUUCGUUAGCCAAGCAUCGAAAAUCUGAUACCCUCGAAGCAAAAGACAUACUUGUACACCUUGAAAGAAAUUGGAACAUAACACUGCCAGGCUUCAGUGGAGAUGAAAUUAAGACUUACAAAAAACCAUCGACAAAUGAUAUUCACAAGGAGCGGCUUGCUGUUAUAAAGAAGUCUAUCACUGUAUCUGAAGUAGCGAAUGCUAGAAACUCUGCUGGACAAACUGCUGCAAAUGCAAAGGGUAACCUAGCAAAGGCACCUGGCAAUUCCAUGGUCUCCCCAAACUUCAAAACACGUGAAGUUGCUUAAGGUCUAACUUCUUGAGGAAAGAACUUGAAGGAAGUAUCAUCUAAUUAUCUUGUCAAUCUUAUUGCAAAAGAUUAUUUGCUCUGCCACCAAUUCAAGGGCACUGGAAAUACGAGUUGAAAGAGGUGAUGCUUUUACUACUCAUGAACCAUUUUUCUGUGACAGCACAGCAGGAUGUUUACCGACGGGCAAAACUCAUACCAGGUGUCUGCUUUCAGAGCUACGAUAGAUGGCCAUUGCAUACAUGGUUUAUGCAAAUUUUGUGUAAAUGUUAUACUGCAGUCUGGUUAACUUAGCGUUAACGGGAAUAUGGCAAAGAAAGAAAAGUAGGAACAUGGGUUUUAUAUUCUGAUGAUUUUAUUUUCAUAUAACUCGAAAGUUUUGUAUGUUAAGUUUUUCUAAUUUUAAGGCAGAUGCAGUUUCGAACGUAAAUUAAGGGUAGAAUUUGGGUUA
This is a messenger RNA of Tripterygium wilfordii, 2044 nucleotides long. RefSeq names its product transcription initiation factor TFIID subunit 12. Gene Ontology annotation, cellular component: transcription factor TFIID complex; SLIK (SAGA-like) complex; SAGA complex. The record is from RefSeq and is a predicted model, not a curated record. The transcript has 9 exons. Gene Ontology annotation, molecular function: protein heterodimerization activity; DNA binding; TBP-class protein binding. The coding region runs from base 20 to 1594 and encodes 524 amino acids. NCBI's taxonomy places the organism in Eukaryota, Viridiplantae, Streptophyta, Magnoliopsida, Celastrales, Celastraceae. Gene Ontology annotation, biological process: DNA-templated transcription initiation; RNA polymerase II preinitiation complex assembly.